AUGUUACAGUAUCGGCAACCGGAAGUAUUAUGUUUCUGUGCUCCGGUAAAACAACGUCGUACACAUUUUCCGUUUAUUGCGAUCACCAAGAAAGCACAACCAUCUUCUUCAGCUCAAGGAAUAUAUCUUGGUGAUAGAGAUGAAACAAUGACACGACGUUUAUCAAAUGUUCCGGCGCAAAUUGUCAAUCUACCAGCAUAUACCGAUAUACCACCUCCUAAACCACCUCGUCCCUAUUUAGCAAUUCUUUCAAAUUUAAAUAAACAAAAAGAAGAUGAAGAAAUUAAAAUUAUUUCACCUCAAAUAGCUUCUACCUCAGAUACUAAUCAACAACAACAACAACAACAACAACAACAACAAUUAUCGGUAAAAAAGUCAUUAAAUAAUUUGGAAAUGGAUCGAUCAUGUUCAAUUGUUCGAAGUAUUAGUGAUUAUCAAACAAAUGAUAUUCCAUUAAUAUUUACAAAAAGUCAUACGACAGCAUUUGAUGAGAAAUCACCAAGUUUAUGCAAAGGUAUGACAGAACUUGAGGAUGCACUUAAUUUUACGGAUGAUAAAUCACUUAGCAAUGCAAUGAAUGAUGCGGAAAUGUCGGCGGAAAAAGCGCCAUUGGUAGUAUUGCAAGAAAUAUGUUCCGGUAUUUCAGCGGAUAAUGAAAAUAUUUCACAUAAUGGUCAUAAGAUUGCUUGUGAAAGUUGUCAUACGAUAGUACAUUGCGAUAAUUCAACGGUGAAUACUUGCAAAUGCAAUCAUCAUCCGGUUGCUUCACGUUUCAAAAUUAUUCCCACUAUUUCCACAACUCAUUCCGGUAUUGGUUUACCGGAAUUCAAACAAAACAUUGGUGACAUUGCAGAAGAAGUAAUUUCAAAACCAACCAAUGCAACAAUAAUUAGAAUACAGGAAAAUACUGAACCAAUGAAUGUAUUUGAUCCAUUGGAAAAUAUUUCAGAAGAUUAUGAUGCGAUGCAACAACAACAGUCAUUUGUUGAUCCACAAGAAGCAACAUAUAUGGAUGUAGCUGUUAUUCGUUGUCUUCUAAUUAAAUAUUGGGCUGAAAAUGGUGUUUAUUGGGCGUUAAAAUAUUUGUUAAAUCGUUUAUUCGAAAUUAAAAUAUAUCGAAAUUCGCAAAAUAUCACAUAUCGUUUACAUUCACGUACUAAUUCAAUGCUAAAUAUUCCACGUUUAAAAUUAUAUUCGAGCAAAAUGGUUAAAGAAAAUCGAAAAUUUUUGGAUAAAAUUCAAUAUCGACCAUUAGCAUGGGAUGAUUUACAAUUAGGAGAUGUUGCUAAAAAGUUGGAAGAAAAUAAAUUUAAUAUGAGGCAACAAAAUAUUUCAUCUUUUCGAUUUAGCAAUAAAUGCUAUAGUUUAUCAUCUGAUUCAUUGCUACAAACAACAGCUUUAUCAAGACGAAAUGAUAUGAUGAUAUCAGGAAGCAUUGAUAAAACUCGUAGUAAUCGUGGACAUUUGGAACGAGAAAAAAGUGAUCCAUCAGGAACAAAUUCAUCUGAUGGUCUUUCAACACGUGAUGCAAGAAGUAGUUCUAUUAUCGGAUUACCUAAACAAGUUACCAAUGAACUUUGCACUUCACAAUUCUUUCCUGAGGCACCUGGAAGUACAAAUUUCAUCGAACAAAAUGGACAAAUUAGUUUUAUCAUUUUAUUAAAAGCAAUUAAUUUUGCUAUCGAACGACGUUCAUCCGUUCGAAUUUAUGAAUUAGCAUUAAAUAUAUGUGAAAGUUUAUUGGAAAUGCCUGAAACAGAAUUACAAUCAUUUUUCGAUGAUUGCAUUAAUAUAGUCCUUAGGACAUAUUUAUGGCUAGGUUGUCCAUAUGGAUGUAAUGAUGGCUUACGAUCACAGCAAAAGUAUAAUGCACAAAUGCUAAUUGAUACAUUACAUUCGGUGACAGGUUUUUGUAGAUGUGGCGUAACCGGUAAGCAUUUUUUCCGGACAUAUUUAUGGCUAGGUUGUCCAUAUGGAUGUAAUGAUGGCUUACGAUCACAGCAAAGUGAUUUUUUGAGAAUUAAGGCACGAACCAUUCUUGCAACCAUUUCUUAUACUAAUCCGGAAAUUUUCCGUAAUUUAUUGAUUAACCAUAUUGAAGAGUAUAAUGCACAAAUGCUAAUUGAUACAUUACAUUCGGUAACAGGUUUUUGUAGAUGUGGCGUAACCGCUGGAAUUCAUCGUACACGAAGUAGCUCAUCACCACAUCAUCGAACUACAGUAUCCGAUUCUUCCAAACCAUCAUAUGAAAAUAAUUUUAAUGAAAGUUUAAAAGGAAUUGAAGGAAUAGUUAUUAAAGUUAUACUUAAACCAGUAGUAUCAAAAUUGAUGAAUGCAAUGAAUGAACUUUUACAACCUGAAAAUAUGAGUUUAUAUCAAGAUGUACGACUAUUUGUAGCAUUUAUUCAAGAACAACAUGGUAAUUCAUUUCGACGUGUAGGUUUGAGUGCUUUAUUAGAUGGACGACCAUCCGAAAAUCAAAGUCAAUUUCUUGAUGUCGGUACGUCACAGCUGUAUUCUUCCCGUCGCACAUCCUUACUGUGUCCACUCCCUGAAAUCUUUCUAUCCGAACGAAAAUUCGCAAACAACGAUGACAACGAGUAA
Loa loa (African eye worm) is the source of this 2604-nucleotide messenger RNA. RefSeq lists its product as hypothetical. Gene Ontology annotation, cellular component: cation channel complex; axon. Bases 1 to 2604 code for a protein of 867 amino acids. Gene Ontology annotation, biological process: monoatomic cation homeostasis. The record is from RefSeq and is a predicted model, not a curated record. NCBI's taxonomy places the organism in Eukaryota, Metazoa, Nematoda, Chromadorea, Rhabditida, Onchocercidae. Gene Ontology annotation, molecular function: monoatomic cation channel activity. The transcript has 17 exons.